This is a messenger RNA of Mustela lutreola (European mink), 1040 nucleotides long. Its product is annotated as keratin, type I cytoskeletal 18-like. Bases 1 to 1038 code for a protein of 345 amino acids. Lineage: Eukaryota; Metazoa; Chordata; Mammalia; Carnivora; Mustelidae. Gene Ontology annotation, molecular function: structural molecule activity. The transcript has 2 exons. Gene Ontology annotation, biological process: intermediate filament cytoskeleton organization. Gene Ontology annotation, cellular component: keratin filament. The record is from RefSeq and is a predicted model, not a curated record.
AUGGCUGGAGAAACAGGUCGUAGGCUACAUCCCUGGAGUGACUCCAAGAGCUCUAGGGAGCUGCUUCCCCAAGAUAGCAUCACCUUUGAUGCUGCUCCGGAGCUCUGCUGGAAGCAAGCAGCCUCUUUGGGCACUGCCAUAGAAGCUGCUUCUCACCACCCCAGAGACUGGGCAAUGAUACUGGGCUGCUAUGGAGGUAAAGCUUUACCUUUUCAUGGUCUUGCUUGCCAGCAACAAAAGCCACGAGCCACAAGAAGUUCACCUCUGCCUCCCUGCUAUUGCCCAAAUUUUGUCGGAGAAUAUGUAGUCAUCGAUGACACCAAUGUCACUAGGCUGCAGCUGGAGAAAGAGAUUGAGGCUCUCAAGGAGGAGUUGCUCUUUAUGAAGAAGAACCAUGAGGAGGAAGUAAAGGGUCUACAGAACCAAAUUGCCAACUCCGGGUUGACUGUGGAGUUGGAUGCCCCCAAGUCUCAGGACCUCAGUAAGAUCAUGGCAGACAUCCGGGCCCAGUAUGAUGAGCUGGCUCGGAAGAACCGAGAGGAGCUGGACAAAUACUGGUCCCAGCAGAUUGAGGAAAGCACCACAGUGAUUACCACACAGACCUCAGAAAUAGGAGAGGCUGAGAUGACCCUCAGGGAGCUGAGACGUACCGCCCAGUCCUUGGAGAUCAACCUGGAUUCGAUGAGAAACCUGAAGGCCAGCUUAGAGAACAGCCUCAGGGAGGUUGAAACCCGCUACGCCAUGCAGAUGGAGCAGCUCAACGGGGUUCUGCUGCACCUGGAGUCUGAACUGUCCCAGACCCGGGCAGAGGGGCAGCGCCAGGCCCAGGAGUAUGAAGCCCUGUUGAAUGUCAAGGUCAAGCUGGAGGCUGAGAUCGCUACCUACCGUCGCCUGCUGGAAGAUGGGGAGGACUUCAAUCUCAGUGACGCCCUGGACAGCAGCAGCUCCAUGCAAACCAUCCAGAAAACCACUACCCGCAAGAUUGUGGACGGCAAGGUCGUUUCUGAGACCAAUGACACCAAAGUUCUGAGGCGUUGAGG